Cavenderia fasciculata is the source of this 3306-nucleotide messenger RNA. RefSeq lists its product as uncharacterized. Lineage: Eukaryota; Evosea; Eumycetozoa; Acytosteliales; Cavenderiaceae. The coding region runs from base 1 to 3306 and encodes 1101 amino acids. The transcript has 9 exons. The record is from RefSeq and is a predicted model, not a curated record.
AUGAAUCAAACUUGUACAGGUCAAUAUCAACCUGUCACUGGUGUAGUUAUUUGGCCAACUUUAAGUGGAGGAAAUGGUCAUGGAUACAAAUUAAUAUCAAAUUCCUCUUCGAUAGUCAUCACUAAUGUAAUGAAUCAAUGUGCAGGAUAUGCAAGUAGUACAUUUAAAUCAUAUCUUGUCACAUUUGAUUCAAAGCAAGAAUGGGAUUUCCUUUUAAACUCCUUUGAAGACGAUCUUUAUCAGAAAAUUCUUGACUCUGUUUAUACUCAAACCUAUAAACCUCAUAUUUGUAUUUUUAAACAAAUUACUUGUUUGAUUCAUGAUUCAACUACACUCUCAACUCUAGAAUACCAAGAUUACAAUUUUACAAUUAGAGUUGCUGAAAUGGUUGGGUCUAAAUUAAUAUCUAUUGCAAAAGAAUGUACAAAUAAUUGUUCAGGACAUGGAAUAUGUAAUCGAAUAUUCGAGUAUUUGGUAGUUAUAGUCAAUGUGAAAGGUCAUAUGAAUAAUGGAAGAUCAUUACCAUUGCAUGAUUAUACCUGUAGAAUUAGCAUUCAAAAAUAUACAAUCAACCAGAAUAGUGAUAAUAAUAAUAAUAAUAAUAAUAAUAUAGUAGCUGUGUUAGUACUUUUAUUGUUUUAUAUUCAUCCUAUUCAUGGUCAAUAUGAUCCUAUCACAGGUGUUAAAGUUUGGCCAACUUCAAAAGGAGGAAAUGGUAAUGGAUACAGAAUAAUACAAUUAGAUUUUGGUCUUAAUUCAGUCACAGACGCCAUAAUUCAUUGUGAAGGGUUGGGUUUCGGAAGCAGUACAUUUAAAUCAUAUCUUGUCUCAGUUGAUUCAUAUCAAGAAUGGGAUUUUAUUAAAACCAGUUGGCCCAUAGUAAGGGUAUCUGGUAGAGAUAUUGGUGGCAGUGGAAACUAUACCUAUUCAACUGGCCCACAAACAAAUCAACCAUUAUUUAAUAUGUAUACUGGUCAAUGUUGGGGAUAUUGUCCAUUUGAAGCAGGUGAACCAUCUUUAGUUAACGUUGGAGUUGAUCAAUAUAUUUACAUUAGAGGACCAAAAGGGAAUUUCAAUCAUGAUAAUGGUUUUGAUGUCCCAAUCUUUAUAUGUGAAUUAGAAUUAAUUUCAGAGGUAUAUAUUCCAUCAAUUGGUACAAAUGGAGGAUCAAUAACAAUCAACAAUCUAACACAAUUCAACAUACAAACAAUCAAUAUUACAUUUUUCAAUCCAACCAAACAACUCUCGAAAUCAUGUCAUAUAACAUCAAAACAAGCAACAUCAGUCACUUGUACGGUUCCACCUCUAUCUGGAUUUCAUAAUGUAAUUGUUCAAGAUGAUAGUGGAGUCAACUCAACACACUAUGCAUGGCAACCAUAUCCACCAUUUAUUAAAGCUGUCUAUCCAUCAUUCACUGCUAAUGGAUCGAUUACAUUGAUUGGUGAUAACUUUGGUGAUAACACGAAUAAUCAAGUAGCUGCAAAUGUUUCAACAUCUGACAUACCAUGUAAUAUUAUGUUUGCAUCAUCAACUCAAAUUAUUUGUCAACUCAAGUCAUCUCUUGGAGACACGAAACUUCUUCCAAUUUCAAUUUCGGUUGACUCUGUUUAUACUCAAACCUAUAAACCUCAUAUUUUCUGUGACAAUAGAUUCCAUUCAACCAUUCUAUUUGGAGGAGAAUAUUCAAGAGUAGAACAAUUAAUGAUUGACAAUGUAACAAUGGGUGCAACUCCCAAUGCUCCAUAUAUUGGUGCAAUUGAAUCACAAGAAAUGUAUCAAUGUUUUAGUCAAUCUUUGAAUUUAACUGGAUAUGAAACAUUUAGAUUUUGGCAAGGUGUAUCAUUCAACAGUAACAAUGGUAGUUUUACAAGAAAUAAUGGUCCAUUCAAAGGAACAAUAUCUCCAUUGUAUUAUAAUACUACUGUUACUUCAAAUAUGACACAAUCAAAUAAUAUUAUUUAUAAUAUUUUUGAUAGAACAUUGUCAUCCAAUAUUGAAAAUGUAAACUAUUACACACCAUUGAUUACAUUUUAUACAAGUGAUGCACCAAUCAUUGAUAAUGUUACCAAUAUUAUACCUGGAUACCGUUCACUUGUUACAAUCAAUGGUAAUCAUUUUGGUCAAGAUCAAUCAUAUGUUUUGGUGUCGAUCAAUGGAAGUCAAUGUAAAUCACCUCAGUUUAUUGGAAGUGGUUUUAGACAAUUUACUUGUUUAUUAGAUGAUUCAACUUCUGGAUCACGUAUUGGAGCGGAUUACAAUGUAACAAUCAGAGUCGCUGAAAUGGUUACAUCAAAGAUGGUAGUAGUAUCCCAACCAUCCAAGGAAUGUCUUCAUAAUUGUUCAGGACAUGGAGUAUGUAAUCGUAUUUUUGGUAGUUGUAAAUGUGAUGUUGGUUAUGAAUCAUAUUUGGAUUGUUCAUUAGUCACACCCGACCAACUCUAUAACACAACUGUUUGGAAUAAUGGUACAACAACUCUAUCAACCAAUCAAACUAAUGCUGGUAUUGUUGUCAAUUUUACAACUGGAAUUCAAUACAUAAGAGAAAUUGACCAAGACAAUUCAAUCACCAAGACCAUAUCGAUGGAUAAUGUAACUUGGAUACAAGGGAAUAAGAAUGAGACAUCAACUGUUGGUGAAUCAAUAUUUAUUGGAACAAUAUAUCAUAAUCCACACACUCAAUUGCAUAUCAGAGUUAAUCAAUACAUUGAUACCAACACCAUUUCAUUUUUGGGAGAAGAUAUUCAAGUAUCACCAAAUUCAAUCAAGUACACUGUUAAAAUCAUUGAUUGGGUAUGGUCAUCACCAAUCAACACACUUCAAGUCAUAUUCCACUCGAAAUCAGAUUCUGUUGAAUAUGACAGUUGUGGAGUGAUGAAAGUUAAAAGUGAAGUAUCACCAGGUGAUCAAAUUGUAUGGACUAGAGUUCAAGUUGGAAGAUCACUACUCAACUGUAAAAUAGCAAGUAGAAUGAUUAUUGACAAUAACACAAUCAUUUCAUCAAGAGUUACUAUUCUUCCAAACGAUGAUACACUCUUCUCCUCUCAACAAAUCGACAACCAAGGAUACAACCUUUUAACAGUAUUCAAUAUCCCACAAUUCAGUGGAUCAGUUGAACUAGAUCCAUCAUUCAACGCACUCAUUGUUGGUGAUGAUUUUAAUAUUAUAGAUAGUCAAUGUGACAGUGAUGAAAAGUCAUUUUCAAAAUGGAAGAUCAUCACCAUUACAGUAUGUCUAUCAUUUGUAGUAAUAUCUAUUAUAUUGGUUACAAUCAUUGUUUCAAAACAAUUAAAAACAAAAACAAAAUAA